AUGCUGGAUCAUGCAUUGAGCCUGCGCGCGCUGCAGUGCAACGGAGAGGCGUGUAGUGAGUCCUGCCUCAAAUAUCCGUGCCGAUCCGUCAUCCCCCCCACCUCUAUCCCUCCUCCGCUGUGCUAUCCUCUUUGCGCAGAGCCCCAGAAACUGACGCAGCGGCUCACUCAGAAGGCCAAAGCUGCCCGCCUUCUGUCGGCGUGUGUCAGCACUCGUCCGCAGUACCUGUCGAGGACCGUCCCUCCUUCGCCCGCAGUGAUCUCUAGUUUUACACGGUGGGACGCACGCCUGGGAGAGACAUUUCAGCAGCUUUUAGCUUCAGGGACCUGGGCUUGUCGCGAGGACGUCCGAGAGGCCGCCCUAGACCAGAUCUUCCUCCCCAUCCGUCUCGGGGGUUUCGGCAUUCGUUGCAUGGCACGCAUUGCCCCGGUGAGUUUCGUGUGCUCCUGGGUGCAGUGUGCUCCCAUUCUCUGUUCUCUCCCUGCGUGUGGCAAGGCGUUUCGGCAGAGCUUCGCUUCAGGUGAGCCAGAGCAGAUCGACCGGGCUCUGCAGACGGCGCUAGAGGGUCUCCCACCUGACGUUCUCUCUCUCCUUCCCCCCUGGCCCUCCUGCGCUUCUGCCUCCCCCGAUUCCCUUUUUGCAGGAGCGAGCCGUCUUCUGGAGGCGCAUGCCUUGGAGGCCGUGCGUGCCCGUCACGCCUCUCCCUUGCACCUUGCCCGUUUGACUUCCCUUCAGGGCGGAGGUGCACGGGCGUGGUUGACGUCGGUGCCGUACGCUGACCCACUGUGCAUCCCGGAGGCGCUGUGGCAGGCGGCUUCAUCUUCUCGUCUUGGUCUCCCUAUCCCCCAGUUAGCCCUUGCAGGUCAGUGCUCCUGCGGACAGGCGAUUGACGACAUGACGGUGCCUCAUCACGUGGUUCGGUGCCCGCGCUACGGGGUCGCCACUACCAUCCACGACACGGUGAAGUACAUGCUUCGAGACUUUGCGGUCGAGGCGGGCUUCGCGGUAAAGGUGGAGGACUCUACGCUGUUCACACAGUUGGAGGCGGCUCGAGCGAGACUACUGGGACAGCCAGUGGUGGGAGAGGGGACGCGGGCUGAGGGACCGGGGGAGCAGAGAGGCGAGGCGGGACAGCCGGGUGGCGGGGGACAGUGGGGACAGCACCAGCUGCGGGGUCAGGUGGAGCGAGGGAUAGGUGGGCGGAGGGGACGGCAGGGGGAGCAGACGGGCCAGGACGGGGAGGGGAGACGGCACAGGCAGCAGCAGGAGAGCCAGGGGAGGCCGCGGGCCCAGGGCGCCGCGCCUCCAGGUUCGGCCUCGGAGGUGGGGCAGGGGCGGGAGCAGCAGAGAGCGGACGGAGGUACAGGAGGGGCAGCGGCAUUGGGAGGGGAGGCCCAAGGAGUGAGAGAGGCAGCAGGGGAUGGAGCAGGGGGGUCGGGAGGGUUGGGGGAGGGUAGAGAGGGGGAGGGGAGAGGACAGGUGGAUGGAGGAGAGGAGAGGAGGAGAGAGACGAUCGGAGAGGAGGCACCACGGGACCAGACAGGGCAGCAGCCAGCGCAACAGCAGGGACCAGUCGGACGCACAGGCCGUGUAGGCACCGCCUCCCGCAUCCCAGACCUCACCUAA
This is a messenger RNA of Closterium sp. NIES-65, 1626 nucleotides long. The record is from the annotation of a GenBank genome assembly. Lineage: Eukaryota; Viridiplantae; Streptophyta; Zygnematophyceae; Desmidiales; Closteriaceae.